Messenger RNA from Diceros bicornis minor, 2309 nucleotides. RefSeq names its product zinc finger protein 785 (gene ZNF785). Gene Ontology annotation, molecular function: RNA polymerase II cis-regulatory region sequence-specific DNA binding; DNA-binding transcription factor activity. Lineage: Eukaryota; Metazoa; Chordata; Mammalia; Perissodactyla; Rhinocerotidae. Gene Ontology annotation, biological process: regulation of transcription by RNA polymerase II. The record is from RefSeq and is a predicted model, not a curated record.
GGUCCUUUAAGGACUUUCUCUGAGGAAAGGCAGGAGAGCUAUAGCGUUUCCAUAUUUCCCGGAAGCCUCUCUUUGCGAAGCACUGGGGGCUUGCCCAUGGCGCCCCCGCUGGCACCGCUCCCGGCGGAUGUACCCGGGGCGGCCGGGCCGGGGCGGACGAGGGAAAGCGGCCCAGGGGCCGUAAGCUUCGCGGACGUGUCUGUGUACUUCUCCCCGGAGGAGUGGGGGUGUCUGCGACCCACGCAGAGGGCCCUGUACCCGGACGUGAUGCGGGAGACCUACGGCCCCCUGGGCGCGCUCGGAUUUUCAGGCCCCAAACCGGCUUUUAUAUCUUGAGUGGAAGGAGAGGUGGAGGCGUGGGUCCCGGAGGCCCAGGAUCCAGAGGGUGAGAGCCCAGCAGCUGUCAGCAGAGACGAGGGAAAGGUCGCAGGAUCCAGCGAUGGGAGUGAGGAGAAAGAAGGGCUGAAGAAGAGUCCACAGCAAAAAGAGAUGGAACGUGAGGGAGUAUCCCUCAAGGAAUGGUUGCCAUCUAGCAUGCCAUGUGACCCCAGUCACAAAGCUGCCUGCCCAGAGCUCUACUGGAACUGGAGGCAAAGCCCCAUCAAGCCUUGGCUCAAGGACACUCCCACCCGCAGACCACCCUACUCUUGCCCAGACUGUGGCCACAUCUUCAGCUACCCCUCCCUCCCGGCCAACCAUAAGCGGGUCCACUCCGGGGAGCGGCCCUUUCCCUGCAACCAGUGUCAGGCCCGUUUCUCCCAGCGCAAGUACCUGCUCCAGCAUCAGUUCAUCCACACAGGUGAAAAGCCCUACACUUGCCCUGAUUGUGGGCGACGCUUCCGCCAGAGGGCUUCCCUGGCCAUCCACAGGGGGACUCACACUGGGGAGAAGCCUAACCCAUGCCCAGAUUGCAAGAGUCGCUUCACUUACCCCUACCUGCUAGCCAUCCACCAGCGCAAGCACACAGGGGAGAAGCCCUACAGCUGUCCCAGCUGCAGCCUCCGUUUUGCCUACGCCUCCCUGCUGGCUAUCCACAGGCGCGCACACACAGGCAAGAAGCCCUAUCCCUGCCCUGACUGCGGCCUUCGCUUUACCUACUCUUCUCUCCUCCUCAGUCACCGGCGCAUCCAUUCUGACAGCCGGCCCUUCCCCUGCCCGGAGUGUGGGAAAGGCUUCAAGCGCAAGUAUGCCUUGGAAGCCCAUCAGUGGAUCCAUCGCUCUGGCCAGAGACUGAGGUGGCAGCAGCCUGCAGUAGGGCUUUCAGAUCCAAUCCCUGUUUUGGCAGGCCACGAUCCCCCAGUUCAUUUCCGGUACUUUCCAGAUAUAUUUCAAGAGUGUGGGUGAUAGAGCUCACAUGAGAUGAUUAGAGUUUUCUCUGGAAAGGAAGAGGCAAAGUUUAUGCGUUUGGGGGAUAAGGAAAAGAAGUGGGCAUUUAAGGAAAACAAAGCUCUGCGUUAGGAAAUGAGCAGAGGUGACAGGGCACAGAGAAGGUGUGUUGGAAGAAGGACGCAGGAAUCUGAAAGGCCGCCUGAGGGCUGAACCCAUUUUCUGAGGCUCCCACUUCCAAGUCUCACUGGGGGUUACUUCACUGCAAACCAUUCACUUAACUGGCUUUUUGUUCUGGAUUGUUCUCUCCCUUAGAGCAUUCUGUUCUCUGGGCUGUAUCUCUCCUUUACCUCAGAGAUGGGGUCCCCUAGAUGCAAAAGCCUAUUAAAGGAGCCUGUAUCCACUCUGGGGAUCCCCUGGAAUAGAGGGCAUACCUUGGACCUGUCCCCACUGGGGGAAGCUCAUCCAAGGAUUCUGUCUUUUAGCCAGUGUAGGUGAAACAUCUGGCAAGGAGACACAUGCGGUGUCAAGCCACUGUGGGCACUGUUUAGUCUUGAAGACCUAGAGGUGGCCAGAGAAAGGACAAUGGCUUCAGGUGGGGAACUGUCCUGCCCCACGCUCACUCUGCGUGUACGGCACACAAGUAUCAAACUUCAUAAGCUUAAAGUUAUUUUUCAAACUUUUAUGAAUUAGUGAUUGCAAUGUUUUUUCUCCAGAUAUUUACAUGUUCCCUGGAUUUUACAUCUUUUGAAUAAAGAUAUAUUCUUGGGCCACAGCAGCUGGAAAUACAGUGCUGGGGACUUGUUUAUUUUUAAAGAAAGAGUAAAUUACUGUGAUGAGAGUUGAAAUCAAGGCAUAGUAUCUCCAGUCUAAUUUUUACUGUAGGGCCGGCCCCGUGGCUUAGCGGUUAAGUGCACGCGCUCUGCUGCUGGCGGCCUGGGGUCGGAUUCCGGGCGCGCACCCACACACCGCUUGUCCGGCCA